This is a messenger RNA of Manduca sexta (tobacco hornworm), 3834 nucleotides long. RefSeq lists its product as uncharacterized. The transcript has 7 exons. Bases 298 to 1488 code for a protein of 396 amino acids. Gene Ontology annotation, molecular function: protein binding. NCBI's taxonomy places the organism in Eukaryota, Metazoa, Arthropoda, Insecta, Lepidoptera, Sphingidae. The record is from RefSeq and is a predicted model, not a curated record.
CGAGUCGUCAGGCAAGCGUUCAAGCCAGCCAAGUCCGCUUUGCCGUGUCGAAGCGUGUGGUCGUGUCGUUCGCGCCAAAAAUGUGCAGAACUCGAAAUUCGAACGUGAAUAGUGUCGAUACAGUUUAUACCCGACUUGUUUUUUAACUGUUAUUUUUACUUUGUAUAAAAUACAACAGUUGUCCACGUGUAUCGUGCCAAAAGCUGUGCUGUGUUGCUAACUUGUAUUACAUUUGUUUUAAAAUGCAACGGUUGUGUGUUUUAUGCAUCAGGUGUGCGGUUUGGUACUAAUUGAAAAAUGUGGAAAGGGUGCUUUGUGAUUUCUAUUCUAGUAUUAAACAUAAUCCCUUUGGGACUGUGUUCUAGUCUACUAUGCGGCCGCACCAACAAGAAAGAGUUAGGGCUGAACUCCGCAGCAGGGACAGCCCUAGCAUUGGCCCUUGUCCGCCCCCCCACUGCCCCUAAAGCGCCGUGCCAGCUCAGUCUAUCAUCUCCUAACGCCACAGCCUUUGCUAUCCGUCUCAUCGAUGUUAAGGAAUCUCUGACGGAUUGGGAGCGGGGCUUCACUGAUGUGCAGGCGCAGGCUGGCGGCUCUGGGCGCAAGUGGAGCGCGAGGUCGCCUGGCGCGCAAGACACAGCUACCGACCAAAAUGCUCCUGUCAACAACAGCAGUGACGCUUGCAAGCUGCUUAUUUACGUAAUGGACACGAAGAGUUUAGCAUGGCGGUUGUCGCUAUGCGGCGGUAAUGCGGCCGGCAUUGCAUCACGAGCCGGCACCAAGCUGCUGCCGUCCAAGAUCAAGAUAGUGUGGAACCCGCCUUCCUCGCCCUACCAGCACACGGAGAAACUGAGGCUCGUUGUUACUGCUGUUUAUAGUGGUACAAUAUGCAACGAGUCGUCCCUGUUCACGUGCGGGUCGACCAGCCUGUGCGUGUCGUCGUACCUGGUGUGCGACGGCGUGCGGCACUGCCCGGGCGGCGAGGACGAGGACGCGGGCGCGUGCGCGCACCGGCGCGACCCGCCGCUGCUCGAGCUGCUGCGACGGUUCGCCGCCAGGAACCAGGAGCUGCUGGGACUCGACCAGCCCGACGGCAUGACCAAGCCUUCAGUCAUCAUGAAGAUCAGUGAAGGCGAGAAGUCGUCGAACGCGUUCAUGGAGUUCGCGGCGGCGCUGAAGCCGUACGGGCCGUGGAGCUACCUCGUGGUCGGCAUGCUCGUCUGCGCCACCAUACUCAUGUUCUGCUUGGCUUGGGAAUGCUGCUGCAAGCGGUCCAAGCCGUCAGACACUCCAGUGGACAUUCCAUCGUCAUGCAUCGGCAUGUCGCCGUCAGUGACCGUCACAGCUGCGUCGCAACAACUGUUCUCACAGCCGCUGCCAUCCUCACCGCCGGAGUACGAACCUCCACCCUCCUACUCAUCACUAUUUCCAAGAAACAAACCAUCCCCCACAGCGAUACCUCACUGCUCACACCAAGAGCCGCCAGACUGAAUAUAAAUAGCUCUAGACCGAUAUCAAAUUUUGUACUUGUUACUGAGAAUGGAAUUUGUUUAUGCCAAAAAUUAUUAUUGAUAGGUGUUACUCCCUCGCUUAACGCGGCUAGAAGAUUAAUUUAUAAAAGACAAUGUUAUCAGUUAUCACUCAGUUAUUGUGCACUGUAGUGUCUUGUAUUGGUGCUAUGUGGCCUCGGUAUGCGCGGUUUCGUUAUUCGCGAUGAGCGAGGGAUUAAAAAGUAAAAAAUAUCGAUAAAAGUAGGUAAUUUACCUAUCUGUAUGUAACAUUUCAAAUUAUUACAAUUGAAAAUGAUUUAACGUGAUUAUGGCAUGACCCUAUAGACUUCCUAAUGAUGUAGAUUUUUUUUGGAUGUUCUAAAGGAAAAUACUCUUAAAACAGCAAAACUUUUUAAUAUGUUUUACAUUAAUCUACAAGUAAUUUUUCCAUUGAAAUAGUGUUAUCGCAUUAGAAAAUAUUAACAUUGAAUUGCAUUCAAAUACUUACUUCGGUAUAUGAAUUUUUUAAAUGGCUAAAUUUAGCUAAAUUAUUGUUUGUCAAAUAACGUAUCUGAUACAUUAAAUAAAAUUAGCGAGUAUUGUACCAAUGCUUAGUACUAUUUUGAGUGAAGCUCUAAUAGUUCUUCGUGACUAUUUUAUUAAAUGUAUUAAUACUAAUCCUGCACUCCACAGUCAGUAAAUCCAAGCGAUAAUACAUAUAAAACCUAAAAAUCAAUGCAAUAAAGCCAUGCAACGAGUACAAUUCCACUGAGCAAAGGAACUUCAUUAUACAGUCUUAUUGCGAACAUGCUUAUUUUUUGGGACCAAAUAUGAGAUUUAUGUUAAAUAUACAUCAUAUAGUAUUUGUAUGUAAUCAAUAAUAAAGCGAUCAUUUUUUUAUAAAAGACACGAAUGUCAUACAUAAUAUUAUUUACAAGUUGUAAAUUAAUAAAAGCGCCAUCUAUAAAGCGUAAUGGAUAACUAUUCUGUAAGAAGUAUUCGUUCAACAUUUUACAAGUGUGUCUGAGAAAUGUGCCUUUUUGAACCUUUUUAGGUUUAAUAAUUAUAUUGUGUAUAUUAUAAGGGAUGGAAGUGUUCUUGCUAUUAAUGUUUCUUUAUUUAGGAAGUACAGCCAAAAUGUGCAAUCUAAUUUAAGAUACUUAUCAGUUUAUAUUUCGUUCGAAGCUAUUAUUUCUGCUCGUAAAGUAGAAAGUAUUACGCCUUUAGUAUGAACUUAGGUCUAUUUGUGUAUAAAAGUUGUAUUCCUAUACAAAGUUCAUUUACAAUAUCGAGGCUUAGUAUUUACUUAGGCUGAGAUAUUUAUAGUCAAAUCCGUCAUAAGAAUAGUGAAUUGUCAAUUUUUCAAAGAAUCUUAAAGAAAAUUUUCACCAUAGUUUUUUUUGAGUGAUACAACUCAUGCCAGACGAUUAAAGAUCUCAGCCUAAUACUAUUAAUAUUUACUCAUUAUUGUACAUACUACGAUGAAAUGUAACAUCUGUAAUGACAAUUUUAGAAUAGACUAUUUGACUGAGAAAUAUGGGAUACAUUUUUACAGAAAGAAUGUUCAGUGUAGAAUAUUUUUCCCUGAUUAUUUUAUCAAUUAAUUAUAAUUGAUAGAAAAUUAGAGUCUGUAGUCAAUACAGCCAAUAUAUUUCGCAUAAAAUAUAUUACGCACUGUAGAUACAACGUAAUAUCGUAAUUGUUAGAAACAAACAAUUCGAGAAAUCAUACAUUACAAUUUAGAUCCUAUACGGUAUACCUAUAAUGAGCGGCCAUUGUUCUGUUUUCCGGUCGCAAUGCUCAUUUCGUCGGGGAAAGUGCAAUUUUGAACUAGUACUGGUGAAUACCGCAUAAGUGACAAGACAAAUUUAUAUUCGUUGAUAAAAAAAACAAAUAUCGACAUAAUUCUUUUUGUAAAUAAAUAAUUACACAUAGGCAGCAAGUAUUUACCAAUGUUAGAUAUGCUGUAUUGUACUAUCUCCGACGAAAAUAUAAAAAAAAAACCAUUUAAACUGCGCCUUAUGCGACGUUCUCUUGGUAUUAUAGUUAAAAUAGUACUGUGAUGUAAAUCUAAUAACAAUGUUUAUAUUUGUAUAAUUUAAUAUUACCCUUCAAAUGUUAUAUCAGUUGGUUAUUUUUCUCCGCAUCUCUUGUUAUUACUAGUCUUCUCUUGGAUUUGUUAUAAAUAACAAAACUAUUUCUUUGGGUUAAUAUUGUUACUGUAAUGCAGUACUUUGUACUUUAUUUGUCUAAGACUAGAAUAGAACACUUAUGAAAUGUCUUGAAAAAUAAUAGUGAUGUGUAUUAUAGUGAAAUAUUAAUAAACAAUAAGUAGGUAUUUAUUAAA